AAAAUGUACGCUCCUGCAGUAAGUUGACACCACAAUUGUAAAAACAGUUAUUGUGUAAAAUUUUGGAAAACUUUGAAUUAUUUUUUUUUUACAUUUCUUAACAUUCUCUCCAAAAAGUGUGUGAUGUCAAUACAUAUUGCGGCAGAAGCCCUACCUCCCCAACCCACGCCAGCACUCCCACCCCAACCGCCAGCCCCACAACCACAGCCGGCUCCUCAUCAACCAAGGCAACGGAGGCGUGCUAGGCCACCAAUUUUCAGAACCCGUGUCAGACUUUUUGGGAUGCCAGAUGAUGUGGUGGUGCGUAGAUACCGGCUGCCACCACAUCUAAUCCUAGACACUCUCUCCAUAAUAGAGAGUGAUCUGGAGUCUGAAAUUCGGUAUCCUACAGCAAUACCACCAUUGACACAAUUCCUUGCAGUGUUACAUUUUUUGGCCACAGGAUCAUUCCAGCAUGUGGUUGGAGACCUGGUUGGCAUGUCGCAGGGCCAGUUCAGUAAGGUCCUGCGACGUGUCUGCCAGGCUUUCCUCAAGCGUGUUAAGCAAUUUAUUGCUAUGCCUUUGGAUGUUGGUGCCCUAGAUGUGGUGAAGCGGCAAUUUGCGGAAGGUGGUAGUCGCUUCCCACAUGUUAUUGGGGUUGUGGAUGGCACACAUGUAGCUAUUCAGCCACCAAAACAUAAUGAAGAAAUUUAUAGAAACAGGAAACUGUUUCAUUCUCUGAAUGUAAUGGUUGUUUGUGGGCCAUCCCUCCAGAUCCUUUCCCUGAACGCAAAGUUUACUGGAAGUUCCCAUGAUGCGUAUGUCAUUAGACAAUCAGGGAUAUGGCAGAGAUUAAGAUCAAGUCAACGACCAGACAUGUGGUUAUUGGGAGACCGUGGAUAUCCUUGCACCCCCUGGCUCAUGACUCCUUACCGUAAUCCCAGGCCAGGACCACAGAUGGCAUUUAACUCCGCGCUUACUGCCACUAGGCAGCUGGUGGAGCGCACAAUUGGUGUCCUGAAAGGGCGGUUUCGUGUUCUCCACCGCACUGGUGGCGACAUCAUGUAUUCGCCGGAGAUGGCAAGUAAAAUAGUGGUCCUGUGCGCAAUACUCCAUAAUAUCGCGGUAAGGAGUAGUGUAGAGCUUCCUCAGGCAGAGGAAUUGCCUGAUGAGGAGCCAGGGGUUGUGCCACGCUUCGGUGGGGGGAGUGUGACACGGAGGGGGAGCCAAGUGAGGGCAAGAAUUGUAGCAGAAUAUUUCAGGUAUAGUGUUUAUAUAUUUUAUAUUUGCCCAAAUAAUACAACACAGUAUGCUUCUGUUUUAUAAACCAUGAUUUCAAUUUGUAUGAUCUUGUAAAGUGAUUGGGUACGGAUUUUGUGGUGUUGGAAUGUGUAAUUGUUUUUGGUUCAAAAUACAAAAACACGUUAAGCUUACAAUGUUUAUUUUGAAAUUUAAAUACUGUAAUGUUGCUAAAUAGUGUCCUUAUUUGUUUUAUAUCAUCAAAUCCUGAUUAUGUAACCAAACACACAAACAAAUGAUACUCAAUGUUUCACACUUUGUGACUGUCCAGCUGAAUGAUCACACGAACUGUGGUGAGUACACAGAUAUGUUUAGUAUUUGUAACUAAAGUCUGUGUCUCUGUGUGUGUUUUGUUUGCU
Pseudophryne corroboree (corroboree frog) is the source of this 1637-nucleotide messenger RNA. Its product is annotated as putative nuclease HARBI1. The transcript has 2 exons. The record is from RefSeq and is a predicted model, not a curated record. Lineage: Eukaryota; Metazoa; Chordata; Amphibia; Anura; Myobatrachidae. The coding region runs from base 124 to 1305 and encodes 393 amino acids.